This is a messenger RNA of Schistosoma mattheei, 306 nucleotides long. The record is from the annotation of a GenBank genome assembly. Lineage: Eukaryota; Metazoa; Platyhelminthes; Trematoda; Strigeidida; Schistosomatidae.
AUGUGUAACUUAUUGCCAAAUUAUCAAGUCACACCAGAUUGCAGUGAGACCUAUGAAGCGGACUCGGAAUUCGCAUAUUCUGAAAACAAAGAUCUCGAGAGUUUCAAGGCUUUAAGGCAGAAAUCUAAACAAAACAAAGAAAGUAAUCCAAACACUAAAUCACCAUUGAAAACUAUUAACUAUAAAUCAAAACUAUCACAGCAUAAUUCAAUCAUAAACCUUCAUCUCAUUCGAAAUUUGAUCAUAUCUCAUCAACAUCAUCAAAAAAAUCAAAUUUCAAUAAGAAAUUCUCAUCAAGUGUUCUAG